Pediculus humanus corporis (human body louse) is the source of this 504-nucleotide messenger RNA. RefSeq lists its product as uncharacterized. The transcript has 2 exons. Bases 1 to 504 code for a protein of 167 amino acids. Lineage: Eukaryota; Metazoa; Arthropoda; Insecta; Psocodea; Pediculidae. The record is from RefSeq and is a predicted model, not a curated record.
AUGACACUAAUACCGCCAACCAGAAAAAGAACUAGAAGCUGUGAAGAAGAAGAUUUUCUUCCACUUAGUAAAAAAAUAAAUAAUUUACACAUAAACAAUUGGGGGAAUGUAGAUCCAGCUCAAGAACAUAUUCUUGAAUGGAACAAUUCAUCGGAACGACUAAUUAAUUUUUACACUGAAGGUUUAUCUAAUGGAAGACAUGAAGAUGAAUCGACAAGUACUUCUUGUUCAUAUAAAAGUGCUCAAGAAAAUAUACAAAAUAAUUACAUAAAGACUGAUUUAAUAAGAGAAUGUAAAGAAGUAAAUAAUGAAUCUUUUAAAAAUAGUGAUUAUUUGCCAGAAAAUAAUGGUAAUGGUGAAAGUAGUAGUAGUAGUAGAGGUCAAAAUAAUUGGUCACCAGUUUACAAUCCUGAUUUGGGAGUUAAUGAAAAUCCUUAUUAUUAUGAAAGUAAUAAAUUACUUUUCGGAUUGUAUAUUGAAAGAUUACAAAGAACUGGUUUUUAA